This is a messenger RNA of Chondrus crispus (carragheen), 195 nucleotides long. RefSeq lists its product as hypothetical. The record is from RefSeq and is a predicted model, not a curated record. The transcript has a single exon. Bases 1 to 195 code for a protein of 64 amino acids. Lineage: Eukaryota; Rhodophyta; Florideophyceae; Gigartinales; Gigartinaceae.
AUGCGCCUACCAAAGCAUCACGAGAGCCGUAACAGGUGCAGAUGUGUUAGGCUGUGUGCUUUGAUUCAAGAAAGUUGUCGCCAGCUGAAUCCCAUUCCGGGUUUGACAAUGGGUAUGCGUGGGAUGCAUCUCACGCCGCGACCCAUGCAAUCGUCGAAAAUUCCCAACUUUGAAUCUCCUCCUUGUUACAUGUAA